AUGUCGGUAGCAGUUGGCCAAACCUGCAACGUAAACCGACAAAACAAAGGAUUUACCGCCAUCGAUGUCAAGCUCUUGCACACAGACAUAGAAAUUGACCAUGCUCAAGAUUCGUGCAACCCCGAUGAAUUUGGUUUUGAAGACUCAUGUUAUUACAUAAGUACCAAUUCAGGAUCUUGGGAUGCCGGAGUUACAGAAUGUUCUAGUUUGGGUUAUUAUCUUGCUGAAAUUGAUAGUUUUGACGAACACCAAUCUAUUAUAAAUUAUAUACAGGGUGAUCCUAACUUGAACAACAACAAACAAUUGUGGGUUGGAGCAACAUCUCUCCCUGACGGCAUCUGGCAUUGGAAUUCAGGGGCCAACCUAACGUACACUGACCUGUGGAUUGCUGGUCGUCCAGUAGCUGCCCCACAUCCUACAAUUUUGAGAACUGUCAAUCCUACUACGAAGAUACAAGCAACUGACACAGAAUUAACAACAGAGAGAACUACAUCACAAAAUGCAACUGGACCAGCUACACCUGUUACUGAGAUAUCAUCACCGUUAUACACCACAGAUGAAAAUGUACACACUCGUGCAACAGACUUAACAACUCUACAUGAACUUACAGCACCUGAAACAACUGUAGAUUCCACCAUGACAACUACGCUUGGUAAUACAAUGGAAUUGGCUAACGAAUCAACAAGUGAACCACAGGCUACAAUUGUACAUAGCACUGUUAGCCCUACUACAAAGAUACAAUCUACUGGCACAGAAUUAACAGGGAGAAUGACAUCAGCAAGUACUACACAACAACUUACAACUGGGUCAGUCGAUGCAAGUUCAACUGCAGCUGCAACAGCUGUGGCCUCCACGAAGAUCGCAACUGAAAUACCGUUUCCAAACAUAUUAACACUAUCAUAUGCAGGCGAUCCUAACUUGAUUAAUGAAAAUAAACUGUGGGUCGGAGCAACAUCUCUCCCUGACGGUGUCUGGCAUUGGAAUUCAGGGACCAACCUAACGUACACUGACCUGUGGGAUGCAGGUCGACCAGUAGCUGGUGGGGGUCGGGAGUGUGGUAUAUUGGAAAGCAAAUCACAAUAUAAUAUGAAAGAUAUCAGAUGUAACACGAAUAGUUUUCCUAUAUGUGAAAGAAAUAUCGCGCUACAACCAACAUCUACGUAUACGAGAAAAAUAACAACUGCCGAGAUUACAUCUGCCACAGAGGUUAACCGAAAAAUAACAACUCCUGAAAUUCCUACAAAUAGUACGUUUGAAACACCAACAAGGAUGACAACAGUGACUGAAACCACAACAAAUAUUACAACUGCAAACACUAGUACAACGAUUACUACUUCUGACACUCAUACGAAGAUUCUUCUAGAGACGACUGAAACGAUUACAACUCCAAACCCUCAUACACAUUUUACAAGUCCCAAACCACCUACUAAGUUUGUAACUCCGGGAACGCCCACAAACACCACAACUCUUGAUACGCCCAUUACAAUAAUAAAUUCCAAAACUCCUACAAAGUUUUUAAAUCAAGGAACCGCUACAAAGGUUACAACUCAUGAAUUUCUUACAAAGAUUACAACGUCAGAAACUCCUAGAAAGAUUCCAACUUCUGAAAUUCCUACAAAUAUUACAAAUCCAGAUACCCCUACAGAGAUUGCAACUUUAGAUAUUCCUACAAAUACUACAACCCCUGAAACUCUUACAAAUAUUACAAUUGCAGAUAUUUAUACAAAAAUUACAACUUCAGAACUUCCAAAAACGAUUACAGCUUCUAAAAUGCCCAUAACUAUCUCAACUCCUCAAACUUCCUUUGACAUAAGUUCUGAAACUCCUACACAGUCUUUAAAUCCAGAAUAUCCUACAACGAUUAUAACUCCUAAAAGGCCUACGAAAAUCACAAUUUUUAACACUUCCGUUACAACAAGGAAUUCCAAAACUCCUACAUUUUUUUUUACUCCAGAAGCUCCUACAAAGCUUGCAACUUCAGAAAUUCCUACAAAGAUUACAACCUCAGAAAGUCCUACAAAGACUGCAACUCCAGAAACUCCCGGAAAAAUCACAACUCCUGAAAAUCCUACAACGAUUAUAACUCCAGAAAAGCCCACGAAAAUAACAGCUUUUAGCACUUCCGUUACAACAAGGAAUUCCGAAACUCCUACAAAAUUUUUAACUCCAGAAGCUUCUACAAAGCUUGCAACUUCAGAAAUUUCUACAAAGAUUACAACCUCACAAAUACCCACAAAGAUUGCAACUCCAGAAACUCCCGGAAAAAUCACAACUCCUGAAAAUCCUACAACGAUUAUAACUCCAGAAAGGCCCACGAAAAUCACAACUUUUAGCACUUCCGUUACAACAAGCAACUCCAAACGUCCUACAAGAAUUACAACUCCAGAUCUUUCUACAAAAAUUACAGCUUCAGAAAUUCCUACAAAAAGUCCAGAACCUCUUACAAAGUUUACAACUCCAGAAAUUCCUGCAAAAAUAACAGAAACACAUACAAACUCGAAAACCAGACUGCAAACAACUCUUGAGUCGACUGGGUCAUUGUAUACUACAGAGAUUCAACUUAUUUCAGAAAACACAUCCCUUAUUCCUACCACAAUGAUACUAACUCCUAGUUCUAGUGAAGAUAACACAACGGAACAACUAACAUUAGAAACGGCUUAUAUUAAUACAACCACAGACGCUCUGGACAACAUCACCAAGAUAUCUGGUAUAAUAGCAAUUGUGGCUGUUGUUAUUACAUUUUGUGCCUUGCCGUCAAUCGUUUUAUUAUUCAGAAGAAUACGUAAACGUAAGAAGAAACUUAUGAAGGAUAUAAAUGAAGAGCGCCACUAUAUCGAAAUGGUACAUAAAUCACCGUAUUCAUGGAUAAAUAUGACAGGCGAAUCUUAUACUACCGUAGAUCCGGGUUGCCGAGCCUUUACCUGCAGCAACCCAUGGCAUCCAAUGAAUGGAGAACUCGUCAAUAUGGACAGCAUAAGAUUUCCUGUUGAUCCGGGCACAACAGUUGACUUCACCUGCUGUGCUGGUUUUGAACCCCUGGGUGGUGUCGACCGUAUGACUUGCAUGGAAGAUGCUUCGGGUUCGUUCUGGCAGCCAAGCGAAGUCAUAUGCGAUAUAAUUUGUAACGCUGAUGAAAUCAAGACUGGACUAACUUGCUAUUAUAUAAGUCCUAAGAAAGGAUCCUGGGACGAUGGUGUUGCGGAGUGUACAAAUUUAGGUUACUACGCAGCAAUAGUUGACAGUUUUGACGAGCACCAAAUUUUAAUCGAUAUUCUCCAAAAUCGGAAGGGUAUAAGAUACUGGGUUGGGGCAACUGCUGUUCCUGAUGGGAUUUGGCGUUGGCAUUCCGGAGACCCUAUAACAUAUACUCAAAUAUGGGAACCUGGUAAUCCAUCAGAUGCGCAGCAACAAUGUGGCGUCCUUACAAAACAAGGAGGAUAUUAUAUGUCCGAUGUCCCCUGCGGAACAACAAGUGUAUUUAUAUGCGAACGAAGUGGUCUAAUAACCUGUGAUGACCCCGGUAUACCAGCUAAUGGCGAACUACUAACCCCGGUGAUUUUUCCAGCUGACUAUUUUCAAAUACUCACAUUCAAUUGUCUUCCUGGUUUCCAGCUGAUUGGUGACAUGUCAAUUAUUUGUGGUGUAGGGCUAUGCAGUGCUGCAUACAACUGGAAUAACACAAUACCGGAAUGUGUUAAAAUAGAAACAACCACAAGAAAAACUACUAUGGUGACAUUUCAGGAUACUACAAUAACAAGUACUGACACUACAACACAUAUAAAACCUGUAUCUACAACAAGUAUAACAAUACCUGAGUCUACUACAGAGGUAGCAAUGCAAAUAUCUAGCACAGAAAUAGCACCAGCAGACCUAACUACAAAGAUAUCAACGCCAGAAUCUUCCAGAGAUAUGUCAACAUAUGAUUCAUUGACAUUACCUGGGAGUACACCACUGAUAACACUCCCAGCUUCUAUCACCUUAACAAGCCAUGAACCACGCACCGUAAUAUCAAAACCACAAUCAACCACAAUGAUAACCUUGUCAGAAUAUGCCACAGAGAUAACAAAAACAGAAUCUAUUUCACAGCCGCAAUCUAGCGCAGAGGUAACAACACCUGAACCAACAAUAGAGAUGACUAUUCCCGAAUCUACCUCUGUGAUAGCACCUUCUGAAUCUACAAUAAUAACAACAUCUGAAUCUUCCAGAAUAAUUACAUCACCUGAUUCCACUAGGAGGAUGAGAACAUUUGAACAUUCCACAGAUAUAUCAUCAUCGGAUUCAACAAUACCUCAUAUCCCCGCCACAGGCAAAAUAACUACUGAAUCUACCACGAAGUUGGGAACACUUCUAUCAUCUACAUUUUCAGUAUCUGCCAGGCCUUUAACUAGCACAAAGUUAGCAAUGCUCGAGUCCACUAUAAUGGGAACAACACCUGAACCUACAACAAAACCGCCAACAGCGAUACCUGUAUGUUCAAAUGAUUCUUGCAAAAAUGAUGGCAAAUGUUUUGUUAUAUACUCAAACAACACAAUUUCAUGCAGUUGUCAGGAGGGUUUUGCUGGUCCACGAUGUGAAUAUCCAAUUGAUAUACUAAUUGAUGCUGUACCAUCGUAUCCCCUUGAUCCUAUUAUCGAAGUAUCUGCAGGAGUAACCAUUGUAGCUCUGAUUAUCACAUUAUGUGCUAUACCAUCAGCUAUUAUAGUGAUCAGAAGAGUACGAAAGCGUAAGAAGAAACACAUGUUAAAGAUGAACGCUGACAGUUUUUACCCAUACAGCAUCGAUGCGAUUGGUCCACUAUAUGAAUGGCAAGUGAGAAAUGGUACAUACACAUCGAAUCCAGCCCCUCCGGAUGACUGA
This is a messenger RNA of Saccoglossus kowalevskii, 4857 nucleotides long. RefSeq lists its product as uncharacterized. The record is from RefSeq and is a predicted model, not a curated record. Lineage: Eukaryota; Metazoa; Hemichordata; Enteropneusta; Harrimaniidae.